AUGAAGAACAAAAAAACAGGAAAGAUGUUUGAUUAUUUAGCAGAAGAUGUAAUAUUUCAAAUAUUGAGUAGAUUGCCUGCCAAGUCUGUUUUGAAAUUCAGCUGUGUAUGCAAGUUGUGGAAUUCUAUCAUCAAAAGUCCUAAUUUCAUCUCUACUUUCUCAUCAAACAGACAUCAUCCUUACAUCUUAUUGUCUCACAUUGAUUGUGACGUAUACAAAUGCUCGAUGCGUUUUGACGACAAAGAUUUCGAUGAGUACGUGUCUCUCCAACCACUUUGCAAGCUACCCAGCAAGUAUGAAGUGAUCGGCUCGAGUAAUGGUCUUGUCUGCCUCAACUAUUAUGAAAGCAGCCACAUUUACAAGCUUAUUAUUUGGAAUCCUUGCAUUAGAAAAUCAUUGGUGAUACCUGAACCUAGCUAUAGUACUCCUUUUCUUAGUUGGAGUCGUAGCAAAUUAACCGGGUUUGGAUUUGAUUCAAGAACUAAUGAUUACAAAUUGUUAUUGACUGACUCGAUUAAUGGUGUGGCUAUCUAUUCACUCAAUUCUAAUUCUUGGAAGAAAAUCACUACUACUGGCAAGUACAACAAAAACUAUUACCGAUAUAUACAUUCUAAUCCAUCAGCUUUCAUCGACGGCAGAUUCUAUUGGCACAUACUUGAGAGAAGUGUUUACAUGCUCGUAUUUGAUUUAAGAGAUGAGAUGUUUCGAGAGAUAUCAUUGCCUGCUGCUAUUACCAGAGAUCCUUUUAAAUUCAAAAUCAAAGCUUUUGAAGAAUCGUUGAUCGCAUUCAUCGGCGAGUAUGAUAUAUGGGUGAUGAAAGAAUAUGUUACUGGUGAAUGGAUGCAUUUAGCAACUGUUGGAAAUGAGUGGGAUGAAAACACAAAUGUGCUUGAGUUUAGAGAUAAUGGUGAAGUAUUUGUUUUGUUUGAAAAAGGACAACGCUUAGCCUCGUAUACUAUAAUGAACCGACGCAGAAAAAAUUUGAUUGUUUUGAGUAGUAAGUAUGAAAAAAACUGUGGUUAUAGGCAUGUAGAGAGCCUAGCAUUACUUGACAAAGGUAAUGCUAUUUCAAACCACCCACCUAAUUAUGGGCGUCACAGAUUGUCAUGGCUGCAGGGCGAAGUUAGCAAAAUGGUACUAACUUUAAGAAAAAGAUUUAAGAAAUUAUGCACUUAA
Mercurialis annua (annual mercury) is the source of this 1176-nucleotide messenger RNA. Its product is annotated as F-box protein At3g07870-like. The transcript has a single exon. The record is from RefSeq and is a predicted model, not a curated record. The coding region runs from base 1 to 1176 and encodes 391 amino acids. Gene Ontology annotation, molecular function: protein binding. Lineage: Eukaryota; Viridiplantae; Streptophyta; Magnoliopsida; Malpighiales; Euphorbiaceae.